Molecule: messenger RNA, 3080 nt
Organism: Neolamprologus brichardi
Lineage: Eukaryota; Metazoa; Chordata; Actinopteri; Cichliformes; Cichlidae
Gene: aplp1
Product: amyloid beta precursor like protein 1
Biological process (GO): central nervous system development; axonogenesis
Cellular component (GO): Golgi apparatus; plasma membrane
Molecular function (GO): alpha-2A adrenergic receptor binding; heparin binding; alpha-2C adrenergic receptor binding
Source: RefSeq, a predicted model, not a curated record
AAAUACCCGCAGAAACAGGGCUUGGUUCUGUCAGACUUCAUCCACAUAAAAGCCCAGGCUGCCAUUGGAGAACCCGUUGGCAAGACGAGCGAACAGGAGGAAGACGCAGGAGAUAUAUAGGAUAGGCAGUGUCCAUCACUUCAGCCGAUGUAACCAGACAGCUUAUGCUGGACUCAGUUAUUAUAUAGCAGCAACUUCGUCAUAAAAAAAAGAGGCAGGGGAAGGCGAGAAAAUGGGACAUACUGCAAUACCUAUAUUGAUGGCUGUAUUGUCAUUAUGCGUGCGGAAAAACGUCGAGGCUUUGGCCAUGGCUGAGGUGAACGGGCCAGUCCCCCAGGUGGCCGAGCCGCAGAUUGCCAUGUUCUGUGGCCGUCAGCUCCUGCACAUGAACACACAGACCGGCCAGUGGGAACCGGAUCCUCAGGGCCGCCAGAGCUGCUUCAAAGAGCCCAGCCAAAUCCAGUCCUACUGUCAGGAGAUGUACCCAGGGCUCUCAAUCUCCCAUAUAGAGGAGUCCAAAAGACCAGUCACCAUCCCUGCCUGGUGUAAGAAAGGUUGGGGGCACUGCCAGACACACCUGUUCAUAGUCCUGCCCUACCGCUGCCUGGAGGGCGAGUACGUAAGCGAAGCCUUGCUCGUGCCCGACCGAUGCCGUUUUCUCCACAAGGAGCAGAUGGAUGUCUGCGAGAGUUUCGUGUACUGGCACAACAUUGCUAAGGAGGAGUGCACUUCAGACAAUCUGGAGCUCCACAGCUACGGGUUGCUGUUGCCAUGUGGGGACCAUUACCGGGGUGUUGAAUACGUGUGCUGCCCGGGGCGCGGAAGUUCUGGUGAUAAAGGAGAGGCAGAAGAAAGAGACGUCCCUACUGGUCCUAAGACACUUGCAUUCCAGACGAGUGGAAAACUCAGCUCUGUAACCAAAGUGACAGCACCCACUCCGAGCCCCUUUCCUGAAAUAGAUCUUGAUGAUGAUUUGGAAUUUGAAGAUAAUGAAGUGGUAGAAGACGAAGACGAGGACGAGGAGCAGGAGGAAGAGGAGGAGGAAGAAGUUGAUGAGGAUGAGGCAGAAGGAGAGGAGGAAGAAGAGGAAAUGGCCACGAAGGAUACAGAGUAUGAAUACCCUAUCGACUCGGGUCCCUACCAAACAUCGGACUACUUGGACACCUUCUACUAUGAGAAAAGCCAAAAACCCACCACCUCUUCUCCUCUGAUGAAGGGAGACAGCUUGACUACAGCUAGGCCCACAGAUGGUGUCGAUGUUUAUUUUGAGAAGCCAGUAGACGACACCGAGCAUGCCAACUUCCUUCGUGCCAAAACAGACCUGGAGGAACGCAGAAUGAAGCGCAUCAAUGAGAUCAUGAAGGAAUGGGCAGAGGCAGACAACCAGUCAAAAAAUCUGCCAAGGUCAGAGAGACAGGACCUGAAUGAGCAUUUCCAGUCUGUGCUGCAGACGCUGGAGGAGCAAGUUGCUGGAGAGAGACAGAGACUUGUGGAGACUCAUCUUGCCCGGGUUGAGGCCAUUCUCAACAACAACCGGCGCCUGGCCCUGGAGAACUAUCUGACAGCUGUACAGUCUGAUCCCCCUCAGCCAGAGCGUGUGCUGCAGGCGCUGAAGCGCUACAUGGCUGCAGAGCAGAAGGACCGCAGACACACAUUGAGACAUUACCAGCAUAUUGUGGCGGUUGACCCCCAGAAGGCCGAGCAGAUGAAAUUCCAGGUGUACACACACCUUCAUGUGAUUGAGGAGAGAAUGAACCAGAGUCUUGCCCUGCUUUACAAGGAUCCUACACUGGCUGAGGAACUGCACAGUGACAUUCAGGAGCUGGUCAGAGCAGAGCGAGGUGACAUCAGUGAGCUGAUGACCACCUCCUUCUCUGAGACCCGCACGACUGAGGAGCUUCUGCCUGCUGAGAGCGAGGAGGAGAAGGAUGAUGAAGAAGAAGAGGAGAGAGCCUUCCAGAACAGGCCCUAUCCCCCUCGCAUUGAGCUGCAGCCUAACAAGGACGAUGAUGAAUAUGAUUACACUACAUCUGAGAGAGGGCCUACUUAUGAAUAUGAGGUAAAGAUCAACACCUCUGCAGAGCUCAAGCAGGCGAUCAGACCUAAUGAGAUCGCUAGAGAUGAACUGCAGCCUGAUGCUUUGGAGACAUUCAACCGUGGUGCCAUGGUGGGCCUGCUGGUCGUAGCUGUGGCUAUCGCCAUGGUGAUGGUUAUAAGCCUGCUGCUCGUGCGCAGGAAGCCAUACGGCACUAUCAGCCAUGGCAUUGUUGAGCAGGUUGACCCGAUGCUCACGCCAGAAGAACGACAGCUCAACAAAAUGCAAAACCAUGGCUACGAAAACCCCACCUACAAAUUCUUUGAACAGAUGAACUGAAGCAUCGGGGCAGCCAGCAAGUCAUGCCUGACCACACGUUGUGUCCCUCGACUCUUCCCAACAGUGAUGUCCCAGCUACACUCCCUAUGUUGGAUUUAUGAUAUGUCGCAAAUGUAAAGUAACUGAAUAAGUACGGGGUUACAUCCCAAACCCAUUGUAAAUGACCCGACAACAACCAAUCAUCCGAUUCAUCACCUAUAAUACUCCUUUGGCUUAGAGUCUGAGGAUGUUUCUUUGCAUUAGCAGUGUCACAACAUUUCAUAAUCCUAAAACCAUUCACCUCCUCCCAGUGGCAUGACUUGACCUACUGCUCCUCGUGAGAAGCUGAAUUUGAACGGUGCAUAAUGCUUUAUAGUAUUUAUUUUCAGUAGUAGUGUCUCUGUUCAGAUUGUACCACAGUUAGAUGUGAUGUAUCUGUGUAGAUGAGUGUGAGUGACAGCUGAGUUUAAACAUGGCAUAAAUCCCGAUUUAAGUAAGAGUUAGUGAUAAAAACAAAAAAAUAUCCAGCGUAUUCUCAAACUAAACUUACCUCCAUGAGCUACUGUUUCAUCGCACAGUGCAAAGUACGACUACAUUAGGCAAGAAUUGAGAGGUGUUAACUUUGAAUGUGUGAGACAUUAGGCUUUGAUUUGAAACACAGAAAUAGGCCACACUAAUCGAUACAGAGCUAUGUGCUGGUGGUACAAAAGAAAAAAGUUUUUUUUUU